Messenger RNA from Helianthus annuus (common sunflower), 1612 nucleotides. RefSeq names its product malonyl-coenzyme A:anthocyanin 3-O-glucoside-6''-O-malonyltransferase. The coding region runs from base 157 to 1509 and encodes 450 amino acids. Lineage: Eukaryota; Viridiplantae; Streptophyta; Magnoliopsida; Asterales; Asteraceae. The record is from RefSeq and is a predicted model, not a curated record. The transcript has a single exon.
GUGGACUUCAAAAUAAAUUAGAAUAUUUGAAAUUACAGAAAACAACAAAUACAGAUGCCAAAUUGGAGACGGCUCUUGAAUAAAAAAACUCAUAGUUUCUCAUUUAGUCUUUAUAAGUACCCUCACUUUGGCAUAUUUUAGAAAAGGCAACAACAGAUGGGUUCCUCUCCAAUCUUGACUGUUCUUGAACAGAGCCAUGUAUCACCACCAGCUGCCACCGUAGGCGACAGGUUGUUGCCACUGACUUACUUCGACUUCUUUUGGCUAACCCAACCUCCUAUUCACUAUUUAUUCUUUUAUGAGAUGCCCACCACACAAACUCAAUUUAUUGAAACUAUUAAGCCUAACCUCAAACAUUCGUUAUCAAUCACCCUUCAACAUUUUUUUCCGUUCUCGGGUAACUUGAUCGUGUUUCCUACCUCCACUAAAACGCCAGAAAUCCGUUAUGCCGAAGGUGAUUCUGUCACAGUUACUUUUGCAGAAUGUAACCUUGAUUUCAACGAACUAACUGGAAACCAUCCCCGAGAUUGUGACAUGUUUUACCAUCUUACACCUUUAUUGGGUAAGGUUGAUAAAACCUCGGAUUUCACAAAGAUCCCGUUGUUCUCCGUUCAAGUGACACUUUUUCCAAAUUCCGGAAUCUCUAUCGGUAUGACAAAUCACCAUUGUUUGGGUGAUGCUAGCACACGAUUUUGUUUCUUGAAGGCUUGGACAUCGAUCGCUCGAUUUGGUUCGGAUGAGUCCUUUCUAGCUAAUGGAACUUUGCCCUUGUAUGAUAGAGUGGCCGCAAACCCAAAACUCGAAGAAAGUUAUCUAAAGUUUGCGAAAGUUGAAACGUUUAAAGACUACGAACCUCCAAAACUAUGUGGUCCAACUGACAAUGUUCGAGCCACCUUUAUAUUGCCUCGAACCGUGCUCAAUAGGUUAAAAAGUUUGGUUUCGACACAACAACCAACGUUAGCAUACGUAUCAUCUUUUACGGUUGCAUGUGCUUACAUGUGGAGUUGCAUGGGGAAAACACGCGAAGAUGGGUGGCAAAUGUUUGGCUUUACCAUUGAUUGUAGGGGCCGUAUGAACCCCGCGGUCCCAGCAGCCUACUUCGGCAACUGUGUUGGUUGGUGUAUGGCUAUGGAAGAAGCCAAACUUUUAACCGGAAAAGAAGGGUUUGUAAAUGCUGCAAAAUUGAUUGGAGAAAGUCUACAUGAGACUUUGACCGAUAAGGAUGGAAUCAUAAAAGAUAUAUCAUCAUUUGAGCACUUGUUUUCCAAUGGGAUUCCAACAACAAUGAUGGGGGUUGCUGGAACACCGAAGUUGAAAUUUUAUGACAUGGAUUUUGGGUGGGGUAAGCCCAAAAAGAUCGAAACAGUUUCUAUUGAUUAUAGUGACUCGAUAUCAAUGAAUGCUAGCAAAGAGAAGAGUGAAGACCUCGAGAUUGGCGUUAGCCUUCCGACUACCCAGAUGCAAUCUUUUGUUAGUAUAUUUGAGGAUGGGUUAGAAAAAUAUAUUUAGAUGCCUCAUAUUAUUAUUAUAUUCGUGCUAAAUUGUUACAUUUAUAUCUAGAUGCAUCACAUUUCCAAUAAAAUAAAGAAGUCUACAUGACUUUUUGGCCGUC